AUGUCUGGAGCUAAUGUUAAUUACGGCGUCAAAUACAAAGUCUCAAACUCCCUGCGCUACAACGAGGGUGACCCGCGUAAAGGGACACUGGUUUACGCAAUGGCAGUUUUCUCCUGUGUAUUGAAGCGAGCCCGUCACUGCCCUUCUUUCUUUCGUAUUGAAGUCAGAAAGGGCAGUCUGCACGUUGUGGAAAGGGAAAUGGAGCAUAACCACGGCAAAAUCGCUGGCGAUCCCGAACCAGUGGUGGACCUGACGAAGCAGUUCGAAGCCUACUUUGGAAAUGUCAAACUCAAGUCCUUCUCAGAGGUCAUGACGAAGGUCAAGGCGUUCGAAGAAGCCACCGGCAGCGAGUUCCGAGUCGGUCGAUCCGACCUCUUCAAAGAGGGCGAAAAAGAACGCGAAGUGUACCGCUACCGACGCAUCACCUACGAGUGUGUGCACUACGGCAUGCGAAAGAGUUUUGCCAAAUUCAGCUCAGAGACGAGGUCCUCUCGCCUCGGUUGCAUGGCCAAAUUCGACGUUCGCUACGCGCCAGACGGCUUCAAGAUAAGCGCUGUCGUGAUGAAGCACAACCAUGACGUCUCAACGGCACUGGCACGAUUCUACCGACGGAAAACGACCCAAUACCACCACAGACGGUGUCUGGACGCCUCCAAGGAGCUCAGUGAACAGGAGAGCAGCGCCGACCGCCUACACGAAUCGGGUGAUUCCAAUUUUGAUAAACCCACCGAUGGCCAAAGCGUGUCUCAGAGCGACAAUGGCGAACCAAAUGAGAACUGUGAGCCCACAAUCCGAACAGAAAGCGAGCAACCACAGGCCAAAGAAACCCACCUCAGCAACGAGGGCCCCCAACUCACAGUGUCUACUCCGAACAACCCGCCCAACUACACACCCCCACCCACGACUCCUCGCGGCCGCAGGAAAACCAAUCAGAGCGCCCCAAAAGAGGCCUUAAAAACUCCUGUUGCUCCACAGCCCUAUUGGGUCAUCAACCCGGCCAGUAAGGCUCCGAAAUGCUGUUCCAACUCCCUGCUCACGAGUAGCCUGCCUCCAGGAUUGUCCGCGGCACCAGGAGACGGUGUGCGAGAUCUGACGCCGUCGGAACGUCGACUCCUACUCUCGGGAAAGAUGCAGCGCGUCUUGGACAAGGCCUGUCACGGUGGCACCGAGCGCUACAACGAGUGCUGCCGGCUCCUCGACAAUCUGGAAAGGCUCUGGGCCAAGGAGGACUCUAUGGUUUGA
Messenger RNA from Mesocestoides corti, 1242 nucleotides. The record is from the annotation of a GenBank genome assembly. Lineage: Eukaryota; Metazoa; Platyhelminthes; Cestoda; Cyclophyllidea; Mesocestoididae.